This is a messenger RNA of Candida tropicalis MYA-3404, 375 nucleotides long. RefSeq lists its product as uncharacterized. The record is from RefSeq and is a predicted model, not a curated record. NCBI's taxonomy places the organism in Eukaryota, Fungi, Ascomycota, Pichiomycetes, Serinales, Debaryomycetaceae. Bases 1 to 375 code for a protein of 124 amino acids. The transcript has a single exon.
AUGUCGCAUCAGUCAUGUCGGAUGUACCAUGUCGCGUAUCUCGUGUCGCAUCAACCAUGUCGCAUCAACCAUGUCGCUGGUACCUACGACAUGUGUAUCCAUGCGACACAUAUGACAGGCGACAUUUUAAGGUUUAUCCGGUGUAAGACAUUUUUGAAAGAAAAAAGUUUGACACUCAGGCAAUGUCGGAACACACAUUUUAGCUACCACGCGACAUUGCGGAAAAGGAAAAGUAAAAGUAAAAGCGGAGAUAUCAGAAAGUCGCACCACUGUCGCCCUUUUUCCGUGUCGCAAAAUUCUACAACUAAUUGUAUGUGUAGAAACUACUGCCAAACACAGCAAAGAUAUUUGUAUAGGCAUAUCGAGACUGAAUAA